AUGCCACCUCUGAGCCGCAGCCCCUGCAUUCCGCUCCAGCAUGCCGUGUGGUCGCGCGCCCGCGCGGCAACCUGCAAGUUCUCGGCGCUGAACAAGGCGUUGGCGCACGCCCUGUACCGUGCCAAUUUCAUCGCCUGGGCCACGUCGUCCGGGCCCCGCGCGCCGGACCCGUCCAUCGUGAAGUCGUUCACGCCUGAGGAGCUGUUGGACAUGAACCUGUCGUUCAGGGGGAACCCGCUGAAGAAGCAGCUGUGGAUGGGCCUGCGCUAUGCGGAUCAUGAUGCGCUUCACCCCCGCGUGCCGGCCAUCGGCAAGAUCCUGGGCGUCAACAAGGCGCCGCGCAUCGGACCGUCAGAACUGGAGCGCCUGCUUGGAGGGGAGAAGGUGACGCUGGAAGGCCGGGAGUUUAGUGAGCUGAACAAUGGGCAGGCAUUGUUCUUGCGGACGGGCACAGCGGAGGUGAUGGAGAGUCGGGAGGCACUAGAGAAGGGGGCGACAGGCGAAUUGAUAUGUCGCGUCUGGCCGUUUAGGGAAAAGAGAGACGCGAAGAAGGGCGAAGAGAUAUCCGCAGCGCGAGAAAGGGAAGUGGAAGAUGGAGUUGACUCGAAUUCGGCCGCCAGCGAGGCCAGGAGUUAG
Molecule: messenger RNA, 636 nt
Organism: Neoarthrinium moseri
Lineage: Eukaryota; Fungi; Ascomycota; Sordariomycetes; Amphisphaeriales; Apiosporaceae
Exons: 1
Coding region: 1-636 (211 amino acids)
Biological process (GO): translation
Cellular component (GO): ribosome
Molecular function (GO): structural constituent of ribosome
Source: RefSeq, a predicted model, not a curated record